This is a messenger RNA of Monoraphidium neglectum, 219 nucleotides long. RefSeq lists its product as hypothetical. The coding region runs from base 1 to 219 and encodes 72 amino acids. The record is from RefSeq and is a predicted model, not a curated record. NCBI's taxonomy places the organism in Eukaryota, Viridiplantae, Chlorophyta, Chlorophyceae, Sphaeropleales, Selenastraceae. The transcript is spliced from 3 exons.
AUGAUCUACCCUGAGCUGGUCAAGAUCAAUGAGGAGCUGAAGACUCGGGGCGGACAGGUUGUCAAGUUUAAUUGCAACAAGGACAACAAGGAGCUGGGCAAGCAGUUGGGCAUCAAGGUGGCGCCGACAUUCCACCUGUACCGGGGCCGGGAGAAGCUGGGGGAGAUGACCGGCGCAAAGGUCGACAAGCUGCGAGAGAUGAUCGAGGCAAACCUGUGA